AUGGCGGAGGAUAUCGUCAUAGACAAGACGCUCUUCUUCGAUCGCCUGUCGACUUUUUACAAUGCAUGGAAGGCAGAUAAGCGCUCGGGGGCUGGAGUUUUUGGCGGAGUGGGAUCUAUUAUUAUCUUGAUGGGAAAGACAGAUGAGGCAAAUGCAUUUCAGAAAGCUAAUGCGAUGCACUUUUGGCUGCUCGGUUAUGAGUUUCCAGCUACUCUUUUUGUGUUCACUGUGGACACGAUGUAUAUCGUGACUACUGCGAAAAAAGCGAAACAUUUGGAACCACUAAAGGGAGGCAAGAUUCCGGUCGAGAUUCUAGUCACAUCAAAAGAUCCUGCAGACAAGGCAAAGGCCUUUUCGAAAUGCAUAGAAGUCAUCAAGGCAGCCGGAAAGAAAGUCGGAACUCUGCCCAAAGACAACGCCCAGGGACCUUUCGCUGAUGAAUGGAAACGUGCUUUUGCAGAGGAGUUGAAAGAUGAGGAGGAAGUUGAUAUCUCUCCUGCUCUUUCUGCAGCGGCAUUUUCAAUCAAGGGGCAAGAAGAACUGGUGUCGAUGCGCAACGCAGCCAGGGCCUGCAGUGGUCUCAUGUCCGAAUAUUUCGUCGAUGAUAUGUCACAGCUCUUAGACGAGGGUAAAAAGAUAACCCAUAAAUCUUUGGCCGCAAGAAUUGAUGCCAAGAUUGAUGACUCUAAAUUCUUCAAUAAAUUGGCAAAACUUCCGCCGGGAUUCGACCCUCAACAGAUUGACUGGGCCUAUGGACCAGUGGUUCAGAGUGGAGGAAACUACGAUUUGCGUUUGACCGCUACUGCAAAUUCAGAUGAGCUUCAUGCCGGCAUCAUCAUUGCCGGCUUUGGCAUAAGAUACAAGACAUACAGCGCCAUCAUCGCGCGUACAUAUCUAGUGGACCCGACAAAGGCUCAGGAGGCAAAUUACGGAUUCCUCUUGAAUGUCUACGAUGCGGUUAUUAAAGAUAUCCGUGAUGGCGUGGUAGCCAAGGAUUUGUACAACAAGGCCAUUGGUAUGGUCCGUGCCAAACGGCCUGAUCUAGAGAAUCAUUUCGUAAAGAAUGUCGGUGCUGGCAUUGGAAUUGAAUUGAAAGAUUCCAAUAUGAUUCUCAACGGAAAGAAUACCCGAACUUUGAAGAGUGGUAUGACCCUCUAUAUCUCUAUCGGCUUAACAGAUGUCCGAGACACCGACUCAAAGGACAAUAAGAAGUCCGUUUACUCUAUGGUCAUAACCGACACUGUGCGUGUUAGUGAGACAGGCGCCCACGUCUUCACUAAAGAUGCAGGUAUUGAUAUGGACUCGGUGUCCUUCUACUUUGGUGAUGAGGAGGAGCCCCAGAAAGCUGCAAAGGAGAAGACGGAUGUUCGUUCCAGUGCCAUCGCUAGCAAAAACAUCACAAAGACCAAGUUACGUGCUGAAAGGCCAACACAAAGCAAUGAAGGUGCUGAAGCACGUCGCCGAGAGCAUCAGAAGGAACUCGCUGCCAAGAAGAUGAAGGAAGGUCUGGAAAGAUUUGCCGGCACUACAGGCGAUGGUAACGGGGAAGCCCAAAAGAAAUUCAAGCGUUUCGAGUCCUACAAACGUGACAAUCAGCUACCUUCUAGUGUGAAGGACCUAACCGUACACGUUGACCACAAAGCUUCUACGGUCAUCGUGCCCAUCAUGGGCCGACCCGUGCCAUUCCAUAUCAACACCAUCAAGAACGCCAGCAAGAGCGAUGAAGGUGAGUACGCGUAUCUGCGAAUCAACUUCCUCUCUCCUGGCCAAGGUGUUGGACGAAAGGAUGAUCAGCCAUUCGAAGACCCGUCCGCCAACUUCGUUCGAAACUUGACCCUCCGGUCUAAAGAUAACGAUAGAUUUGCCCGCAUUGCUCAAGAUAUUACUGAACUUCGCAAGAAUGCGCUGCGUAGGGAGCAGGAGCGCAAGGAGAUGGAAGACGUGGUUGAACAAGACAAGCUCGUGGAGAUUCGCAACCGACGACCUGUGAAGUUGCCAGAUGUUUACCUUCGUCCACCCUUGGACGGAAAGCGAGUUCCCGGAGAAGUGGAAAUCCAUCAAAACGGUCUGAGAUAUCAAUCACCACUGCGAAACGAGCAUGUCGAUAUUCUCUUCAGCAAUGUCAAGCAUUUGUUUUUCCAGCCAUGUGCGCAUGAAUUGAUUGUGAUCAUCCAUGUGCAUCUCAAGACCCCGAUCCUAAUCGGUAAAAGAAAGACAAAGGACGUCCAGUUCAUUCGAGAAGCUACCGAAAUGCAAUUCGACGAGACGGGUAAUCGUCGCCGCAAGCAUCGCUAUGGAGACGAGGAGGAAUUCGAGGCAGAGCAGGAGGAGAGACGUCGCCGAGCAGCUUUGGAUAGAGAGUUCAAAGCUUUCGCCGAGAAGAUCUCGGAUGCUGGUAAAGAUGAAGGUGUUGACGUGGAUAUUCCAUUCCGAGAAAUCGGAUUCAGUGGUGUGCCGAACAGAUCUAAUGUUUUGAUUCAACCAACUACGGAUGCUAUCGUUCAAUUGACUGAGCCACCCUUCCUGGUUGUUACUUUGAACGAGAUUGAAGUUGCUCAUUUAGAGCGUGUACAGUUCGGUCUGAAAAACUUUGAUCUUGUCUUUGUCCUUAAGGAUUUCAACCGGCCACCCAUCCAUAUCAAUACUAUUCCAGUGGAAUCAUUGGAAGGGGUCAAGGAUUGGCUUGAUUCGGUAGAUAUCCCAUUCACCGAAGGACCUCUCAAUUUGAACUGGAGCACAAUCAUGAAGACAGUUGCUGCCGACCCCUACGGCUUCUUCGCCGAAGGAGGUUGGUCAUUCUUGGCUGCUGAAUCCGAUUCUGAGGAUUCUGAAUCAGAGGAAGAGUCUGCUUUUGAGCUUUCCGAAUCCGAAUUGAACGCGACUGAAGAGAGCUCGGAGGAUGACAGUGACUUUGACGACGAUGCUAGCGCCGAAGCUAGUGAUGAAGACCUCAGUGUUGAUGAAGAGAGCGGUGAGGACUGGGACGAGUUGGAGAAGCAGGCAAAGAAGAAGGAUAAGGAGAGUGUGGACGAUGAGCGCAGCAAGAAGCGUAAGCGUUAG
Messenger RNA from Talaromyces marneffei, 3060 nucleotides. RefSeq lists its product as uncharacterized. The transcript has 7 exons. Gene Ontology annotation, molecular function: nucleosome binding. Gene Ontology annotation, cellular component: FACT complex. Lineage: Eukaryota; Fungi; Ascomycota; Eurotiomycetes; Eurotiales; Trichocomaceae. The record is from RefSeq and is a predicted model, not a curated record. Bases 1 to 3060 code for a protein of 1019 amino acids. Gene Ontology annotation, biological process: positive regulation of transcription elongation by RNA polymerase II; transcription elongation by RNA polymerase II.